Condylostylus longicornis is the source of this 896-nucleotide messenger RNA. RefSeq names its product matrix metalloproteinase-2-like. The record is from RefSeq and is a predicted model, not a curated record. Bases 120 to 749 code for a protein of 209 amino acids. Lineage: Eukaryota; Metazoa; Arthropoda; Insecta; Diptera; Dolichopodidae. The transcript is spliced from 4 exons.
UCUACAUAUUAUGGAUAAAUACAAUAUUUUGUAAUACAUUUUUUGGAAAUCUUCAAGUUCUUAGUUAUACUCAAUCUGAAUCAAAUCACCCCUGUCAUUGCACAGGUGAUAGUUGCAUUAUGACACAAUUAGAUCCAGAACCAGAUAUUUGUAAUACCGAUUAUGAUACAUUAGCACUAAUUGAUGGUGAAUUAUUUGUUUUCAAAAAUAAGUACGUAUGGAAAUUUAAAAAUCAAAUGUCAAAUAUUAAUAAUCCGUUUCAUAUUUAUGAUAUAUGGAGAUUUCCAGUCAAUGAAACUUUAAGCAACAUUAAUGCUGUUUAUCAAAAUAAAGAGAAGAAAACAAUUUUUUUUGUUGGUAAUAAAUAUUACAGUUUUGAUGGAAGUUAUUUAGAAGAAGGGUAUCCAAAAUUAUUAAGCAAUCUUGGACUACCAAAUGAGUUAGAGAGAAUUGAUGCAGCUUUUAUUUGGGGUCAUAAUAAUAGUACAUAUCUUUACAGUGGUGUUUUAUAUUGGGUAUUUAAUGAAGAUGAAAAGAAAGUGGAAAUAUAUUAUCCACGGGAUAUGACAGAAUGGGCUGGCAUUGGAUAUCAUAUUAAAGCAGCUCUUGCAUAUAAAAACGGUAAAACGUAUUUCUUCAAAAACAAUUAUUUUUAUGAGUUCAAUGAUAAGAGAAUGCAGGUGGCACAUUUACGUCCAAAAAAAACAGCAUUAAGAUGGUUUAAAUGCCCCAAACGUAGCCCACAUUGAAAAUUGGAGAUGAGAAGAACAUUAUAAUAUUUUUUUGGAAUUUCUUCCUUAUGAUGCUACGAUUAUGUGGAAUGUAUACAUAAAAAUGUAUGUAUAUUUUUGUAAAAAGCGGUUAGAAAAUUUUUUUAAAAGUAACAGAUAUUAAUA